GCCAGGGGGAAGGGGAGAGGGAGAAGGAGAGGGGAAGGCAGACGUUUGCAUGGCAGUGAGCGUUUGGCGGUGUUCAGCCUGACGUCCUCCUCGGCACUCACCAAGCAACUCGCUGCAGUUUUUUUUAAAUUACUAAAAAUCUUCCUGGGACCGUAUUAUUUCCCGGCGUCCUGCAAGCCGCUAUCUGUUCAGCUGGCACGGAUGCGGAGUUCUUUAUAUCCAGAAAUUUCCACUAUAACCGCCUUUUUAAAGCCUUAACCUCCAGAGAGAGAGAGAGGGGGGGGGAAGGGAAGGAACAACAACAGGAGGCCGCCCAGCAACCAGGAGGAGGCCAAGGCCGAGUGUCUGCGGUUCCUGGUGCUGCAGCAUUGUUUAGUACUGACACCAUUACAUCCUUUGCUGAACCAGAGAUUUUGCAGUUCUUGAAGCUGGGACCUAUGUAAAUUUUUUUGACAUCUCAGAGAUACCAACCCACACUUAAGUAGUUUGGACUGAUCUGUAGCAGUGCACACUGAGGAAGAAGGAGAUUCAUUAGACAAGGCUCUCAGAAGAUUCAACCACUAAAGAUAAUUUCAAAAUUAAAGCACAAAAUUCUGGAAACCUUUAACAGUUGACAGAUCAACUGUUUUGAAAUCUGUGGCAGAACUGCUAUCAACUGUGGAAGUGUGGCACAAGUCCACUCCUUAUGGCAGCCUUACCACAUGCCUAGAGACCGACGGUGACGUGAAACAUACAUCCUUAAUUUUGUCUGGAGUGUUCAGAAUGUGUUGCUAGCCUAUUCAUGAAAGGCUUACGCUGUAAUGACCUGAUGUUUAAGUGACACUGAAGAUGAGUAUUAGCAGUGAUGAGGUCAACUUUCUGGUAUAUAGAUAUUUGCAAGAGUCUGGUUUUUCCCAUUCAGCAUUCACAUUUGGUAUAGAGAGUCACAUCAGUCAGUCCAAUAUUAAUGGUGCCCUCGUGCCACCAGCAGCUCUCAUCUCGAUCAUACAGAAAGGUUUGCAGUAUGUGGAGGCCGAAGUCAGUAUCAAUGAGGAUGGCACGCUAUUUGAUGGAAGACCCAUUGAAUCCCUUUCUUUAAUUGAUGCUGUAAUGCCUGACGUGGUGCAAACAAGGCAGCAAGCUUAUAGAGACAAGUUGCAGCAACAACAAGCAGCAGCAGCUGCCGCUGCCGCAGUUAGUCAGCCAGGUGCUGCAAAGAAUGGAGAGAAUACUGCAAAUGGAGAGGAGAAUGGAGGGCACACAGUAACUAAUAACCAUACAGAUAUGAUGGAAGUUGAUGUAGAUGUGGAUAUACCAUCUAAUAAAGCUAUGGUAUUGCGUGGUCACGAAUCAGAGGUUUUCAUAUGUGCCUGGAAUCCAGUCAGUGAUCUCUUGGCAUCUGGGUCAGGAGACUCAACAGCACGGAUAUGGAAUCUUAGUGAAAAUAGUAGUGGUGGCCCCACUCAGCUAGUACUUAGGCACUGCAUAAGGGAAGGGGGACAAGAUGUACCAAGUAACAAAGAUGUCACAUCUUUAGACUGGAAUAGUGAAGGCACACUUCUAGCAACAGGUUCGUAUGAUGGGUUUGCAAGAAUAUGGACAAAAGAUGGUAACCUUGCUAGUACCUUGGGUCAACACAAAGGACCUAUAUUUGCCUUAAAAUGGAACAAGAAAGGAAAUUUUAUCCUUAGUGCAGGAGUGGACAAGACAACAAUUAUUUGGGACGCACAUACUGGAGAGGCCAAGCAGCAGUUCCCUUUCCACUCCGCUCCAGCGCUAGAUGUUGACUGGCAAAACAAUAACACGUUUGCCUCCUGCAGCACAGACAUGUGCAUCCAUGUCUGUAAACUAGGUGCAGACAGGCCCAUCAAGACAUUCCAGGGACACACGAAUGAAGUGAAUGCGAUCAAAUGGGAUCCAACAGGGAAUCUUCUUGCAUCUUGUUCUGAUGACAUGACCUUAAAGAUCUGGAGCAUGAAACAAGAUGCAUGUGUUCAUGAUUUACAAGCGCACAACAAGGAAAUCUAUACUAUUAAGUGGAGUCCAACAGGACCUGGUACAAACAAUCCAACUGCCAAUCUUAUGUUAGCAAGUGCUUCAUUUGAUUCCACUGUACGGUUAUGGGAUGUGGACCGAGGUAUCUGUAUCCAUACUUUGACCAAACACCAGGAACCUGUAUACAGUGUAGCAUUCAGCCCAGAUGGCAGGUACUUAGCUAGUGGCUCCUUUGACAAAUGUGUUCACAUCUGGAACACACAGACAGGUGCUCUUGUCCAUAGCUACAGGGGAACAGGAGGAAUCUUUGAAGUUUGCUGGAAUGCAGCUGGGGAUAAAGUGGGUGCAAGUGCAUCAGAUGGUUCAGUUUGUGUGCUAGACCUGCGGAAAUAGCGUUGCUAGCUGGAAGCCAUGGACCGACAAUGAAUGUGUACAUAGCCAAAAUGACUGUCCCUGCCCCCAUGCACUGCUACAGUCUCACUUGAACCAUGGCCAGUCCACUACAGCCAAAACAAGUCUGAAUACAACCAAGGACAAUUGAGCCCUGAUGUGAAGAGUACCCUGACUGCUUAAUGCUGGAAGCUCCACCCACAAAGAAAAGUUGACUUUUCUUCAAGGUUUAAAACAGCUUUGGGAAAAAUAAAGACUUGACAUGAGACCAUAUGUGUACCAAAACGGGAAGAUAAUAUCAGAGGACAAAAAUAUCUUUUAUUUUUUUGGUCCAGAGUCUAUGUAGAAUGAGUUAUCUUGUCAGCAGUUCAGCAGAUCUGUGUGCAGACAUAUCAGCUUCUUUAAAACAGCAGCAAAUAGUUUGUUCCCUUGUUUUAAACAUUGUUUUUUCACUUUAGUUUACAGUUGCAUGAUGUAGGAGAGUGACUGUAUCUUGUUUAUCUUGUUUUUUUUUCCUACUGACACUUAACACAAUUAGAAAAAAACUUUUUUAUGGAUACUAUAAGAAGAUAAGUGUAUUUGGUAUUUUUUGGUACAUUUUGUGGCUCACGAAUCAACCUAUGGGGAAAGAUAAAACUGCUCCAAAAUUUGACACAAAAUUAGUUUCAAUGUACAUCAGGUAUAGGUAACAAGUUGUGGUUUACAGGUGAUGUGGCUAAAAUGUAGUAGUUUCUUAAUGGGGACAUGAUUCUGCCAAUUUAUGAGAGUUAAACAAAUGGGCACAAAGAAAGAGAAUCGAUGCAGGGAUGCAUCCCAUUGCUUUAAGACCAUAGUUUGCGUAUGGUUGGAUUGUGCACUAUUGAUAGAGCAGCUUAUAGAAUUUUGAAAGAUAAAUUUUCUGGACAGAGGAUUAUUGCUGUUGUUCUACUUAUUCUUUGGUAGAAGUAACUAAAGCAUAAUUUUCAUAGCAAGAUUCCAGUAUUAAGGACGCAAGUCCAGUAAGCAAUGUUUUUAAAAACCUAUCCAGUGCAAUGAGAUAAAUCUCCCUUCCCCCUCCCUCUGCCAUUGGGCAGAAAUCAUUGCAGGCAUGUUUUAUGUUAAUGCUAGGGUAAGGGUUGACUUUGCUUUUAUUUUCUUUCCUUGGUGCUCAUGUAUUACACAUGGGUUCAUCUUGGCUCAGCCCUCUAAUGUACUUGCACUUGCUGUAUUGUUCAGUAAAGUACAGGUAAUAUAAUUGCAAUAGCUUUUUUUAGAAUAAAAGUAUAUUCUAUAAAGUAUAGCAUAUCUGAGCUUUAAAACCUCAGGGGACCCUUCUUCAGUUGACGAAGUGGUUAAACAAAUAUUUCUGCUACAAGACACUCGAUUACUUUUUCACACGAAGAAAAGACGUUUGAGGUUUCAAAUCCUUGGAUUUAAUGCAUUAUAAAAUCUUAGACUAACAAAGGUAUUCUUCUAUUUCCCAUGCCCCAUGCAGCAACAGAUCAAUGAAAAUGAGCAUCCUGUUGCAAAAGCUUUAAUCCAAUAUUUCAAACUUGAUCUGUUUUCCAACUCAUUAAAAAUGCAAGGCCAGUUUUUUUUUUGACAGAGAAGACAUUCUGCACAGUGGUUAGAUUUUUUUGGUCUUUGGAGAAAAAUCUGUUAAUCACAUUUGGAACUAAUCAUAGGUAACAUGGUGUAAUCAAAUAGCUGCUAUAUAUAAUCUGCAAUGUCUGCAUCACUCAAGUUGAGCAAAAAGUUGAAUGGCUCCUAGACUUUUAUUAUGGGCCGUUUGUCAAAUGUAGAUAAAUGAUUAGGCAGCUUUACCACAUGUAAAAGAAAUCCCAUCAUUUCCCAGCCCUUUUUGUUUUGUAUUAAGGUGAUGAAUGAGACUGGUUUUAUCAUUCUUUUGAGUUCUGCUCUUUGCAAAUCUGUUACAGUCCAAGUUAAAAAUCCUUGCAUUCUUCUCAUUAAAAAUAAUGCAUAAUGCAUCUUAUACUUGAUGUUGGCCUAAAGAAUUUAAUGUUUUGAUAGAUGACCCCUCGUUAGUUUUAAUCAAACAGUUAAAACCUUGACAGUUAAAUCUUUUUAAAAGAAUAUAUACAUCAAUGAUACAGCAUUUGAGAGUUGACUAACACUGUGGAAAACAGGCUGGAAGCAUUUUUUUAAAAAUUGAAUCCAUGCAAGUAGCUUUCUAUUUGCUGUUUUUGACACUGCUGAAGGUACAUGUGUAAGGACAAUUUUGAUUAAUUUUCAUGUGGAAAAUAUAGAGUUAAAUAAAGGUUGGCAGUCAAGCAUGACUAUCCAAAAAUUGAGGCUGAUUAGAACCCCUCACCUGAAGAUGGGAAUUUAUCAUAAUUUUUACAUCAGUCAAAUGUUAUAUGAUGAUGGCACUUUCCAAACAUUAGUUUGUUCUUAUCAUUUGUUCUAAGAAAAUCUGUACUUUAGUGAUCUGAGGAGAUUCCUAUUCAGAUCUGCUAGGCCUUUGACAGACCCUUAUCAGCAAAAUUGUCAUUGUUUGACCUACCUAAAGCUUAGACAUAUUGCAUUCACAACACAUAGCAAAUUCACAAGAAUUUCAAUGCUUCAAAUUUAAAGCUCCACCUCUUGUUCAAACUAAUAUUGAAUGAACGUGCUGGUAAAACUGCUGAUUUGUUUCGUAGCAAAUGCUGUUUUAGAAAGGGCUGCGAAUGGAACUUAAUAGUUCAAAGCGAGUGAAAUGUUCAAGUUGGUGAAGACAGCGCUAGACACAUUGUGUUCAAGAAAGACUCGCAUAAAAGGAUGAUUUCAGGGGCUAGCACUACUCCUCUAGCAGUGGAUUUACAUGUCUGCAUCAUUUCUACAGUUCUCUCAAAUUAAGAUUUUAAAAAUUGUGAACCUGUAAACCAGGCCAUGAAAGUUUUUUUCUACUCUUUGAACUCUUUAUCGUUCUGUUUUUAUUUGUACCUGUUAAAAAGACUGAUUUUUGAUGUACCAUACCGUGCUGGACCAUGUAAAUAUCACCUGAUAAUGUAUUUAGGUUUCACAAUACAUUAAUGAUUUUCCUCCCACCCCUUUCCCAAUUCCUCUUCCACCACUUCACCCUAAAACUAUCACCACCGAGGCACAUCUUCUGUUGCAGCUUCCCUUUGCAUUGUAUUGAUCUGACAACCAUAAUUUGCAUCAGAUCUGAAAGAGGUCCAGAAUAAAAUAUAUUUUGAUAUUA
Molecule: messenger RNA, 5545 nt
Organism: Stegostoma tigrinum
Lineage: Eukaryota; Metazoa; Chordata; Chondrichthyes; Orectolobiformes; Stegostomatidae
Gene: tbl1xr1a
Product: TBL1X/Y related 1a
Exons: 20
Coding region: 829-2367 (512 amino acids)
Biological process (GO): regulation of transcription by RNA polymerase II
Cellular component (GO): histone deacetylase complex
Molecular function (GO): transcription corepressor activity; protein binding
Source: RefSeq, a predicted model, not a curated record